AUAUCUUUCUGAUCCAUAUAACGUUCUUGGUCCGCCAUCUGAUCGGGUUAAUCCCAUCAUUGGUGUUUCCAUUGAGAGAAACUGUGAGAUAAGGCUGUGAGAUUAUGGCCGGACGAAGGACGAGACGUAACGCCGCAGCUUCCGCCCAGUCGACGGUGAGGAGUGACAACCCUGAACAGGGUAUGAUCGUCCCUGUCAAUGGGUUGGAAACGGCGUUGAAUAAUGUGGCUAACAUGAUGGCCAACAUUAUGGAACGAUUGGAUAAGGCUCUCCCUGGUCCAUCCGGUACCCGGGACGUCCCUGCCGGGCAACCCCGCCAGGUCCUGCGUACUGCAAGUUCUCCUAUCCUCCAGGAGCUUCAUGAUCCGGAGGAGGUUGAGAGGGAGAGACAGGCCGUCGCUAGACGCCAGGUGGAGGAGUUGGCCCGGAAUACUAAGGCCAGCCAGGUGGCAUCUUCUAACCGUGAACCCCGGGAGCGGACCGGCCGCGGUGGCAGCCAAGCGCCGGUGCGGUCAUUGGUGGUUCUGGACGAGGACGAGGUUCAGAGCCAAGUCAGGGUCCCAGCACCGCAACGUCUGGGGCCGCCGAUACCGGAAGCAGGCGAAUUCCAGGAUCUGAGGCAGCAGAUCCAGGAGAUGCAGAGGAAGAUAAACAGGGGACGAGUAUUCACUACUUGGACAAAUACUGCCUUAGCCCCGGAGAUCUUUGCGGAACCAUACCCACAGGGAUUCAAGAUGCCGUUCGUUAGGCGUUACGAUGGGGAAUCAGAUCCCCAAAAACACAUAAACAGUUAUGUCCAGGUGAUGAUUGUCGUUGAUGCCAGCGACGCAUUGAUGUGCCGGUGCUUCUUGCAAAUAGUAGAUAGCAAGAGAAAAGAGUCCAGGGAGGUUGAAGGAACCGACGACAAAUCCAUGUUAGCCAUGUUCACGGCGGCAUUGCAGGACGGUCUCCUUCAUACCGAUCUUACAACUCAUCCCCCGGAUACCUUCGAAGAAGCAAUGGUCCGGGCCGGGAGGUAUGUGACCCUGGAGGAGAGAAAGGAGGAGAAGAAAGAAAAGACUCCCAAAGAAGAAGAGAAGGCAAGAAAUAAGAAGCCGUUCAAGAACAAGAAGCAGAGUUUCCCGGAUGGCCCAAAGGGCACAAGCCCUGGGAUCUCGGAGAAGCACAAAUCUGCCAAUCCAAAGGUCUGCAAUGUGGAGGACACUGGGAAAUGGUGUGCUUACCAUCGCAAGAAUGAUCACAACACAGAGGAUUGUUAUACCCUGAAGAAUGAGAUGGCGAGGCUAAUCCGCCGGGGUCAUCUGAAGAAGUUCGUACAAGAUGGCGAUGCAAGAAAUCCCGGGAAUACUCAGAAUGGAAAGCGUAGAGAUAAGGAGGUGGCCCAGGCUGAGACCCAGGAAAAACGUCACAUCGGGCUUGAAGAUGAAGAGGAGGAUUCAGAACCCGCACCGCACCGUCAGAAGAGACACCACGUGUGUAACUUCAUCAUUGGAGGGAAUACUGGCGGAGAUUCAGCCACGAGCCGGAAGAAGUGGGCCAACGCGGCAAUGGUCAACAAGGUGCUGGUCCCGGAAGGUAAGAAGCUGAAAACUGAGCCAAUUGUAUUUUCCAAUGCUGAUUUGCCCGAAACAUGGGUCCCCCAUAGGGACGCCCUGGUGAUUAUGAUUGAUAUAAUGGACUUGCUGAUCCACAAGACUUUGGUGGAUACGGGAAGUUCUGUUAAUAUCAUGUAUAUGGAUACUUACAAGGCUCUUGGUUUGACGAGAGAUGCAUUAUCACCCAUUAAGACUCCACUGACCGGGUUCACUGGUGACUCUAUUGAGCCGGAGGGGGUAAUAACUCUCCCGGUCGAGAUAGAGGAUACUAAGGCCACCCGGAAGCUGGACAUGGAAUUCGUAGUGGUGGGGAUAAUCUCCAAUACAAAUAUCAUCCUGGGCCGCCCCAGAUUGGAGGAUCUAGAGUGUGUCAUUUCACCUCACUGUGCCAUCAGUACUGUGAUGGUGAGGGACGAGAAUGGGGUCCAACAUCCGGUCUACUACGUCAGCAAAACCUUGAGAGAUGCGGAGUUAAGGCCGCGCCCAUCAAUCAAAGGGCAAGCACUCACUGAUUUCCAAGUCGAGUGCACUGCCAGGGAGAUGACAAGGGCACAGGCUGAUAUCCGGGUAGAGGACAACUGGUGGGUAAUGAGCAUCGAUGGAUCUUUAGGGUCUCGAUCCUGUGGAGCAGGUAUUGUUUUGAUUACUAUGGAAAAUUUCCAGAUAUAUUAUGCUAUCAGAUUUCAGUUCCGCGUAUCCAACAAUGAGGCUAAAUACGAGGCCCUGAUCAACGGACUGAGGAUUCUUGGUAAGUUGGGAGUGUCCAGGGUUCAAGUAUACAGCGACUCCCGACUGGUGGUGGGACAAAUCACUAGGGAGUUUGAAGCAAAGGAAGAGAGGAUGAAGAGGUAUCGAGACUUGUCCUUGGAGAUAUUGGGAAGGUUUGAGUUUAAGCUUGAACAUAUACCCCGGGCCCAGAACGCGGAAGCUGAUGUUCUAUCCAAACUUAGCGCAGAAUCACUAGAGUACAUAAGCAAAUUAGCAACUGUCGAGGAGAUGGCAACCCCGAGUCUUAACAGAGAUGAAAUGUUCUGGGUAUCAGCUGAUCCUCCUGAAUGGUUGGACAGGUUGGCUAAAUACAUUGAGGACGGCGUAGCCCCAGAGGAUCCCCAAGAAGCGCGUUUGCUGCGGAUGAGGGUGCCCACCUACAAGAUACAUGAUGGGGUCCUCUAUAAGCGAUCUUAUAACGGUGUUUUACUCUGCUGCCUCAGGGCAGCGGAGGCAAAGGCGUAUGUGCUGCACAUCAGGGUCCAUACUCUAUUUCCAGAAGGGCGAUUAUCCAGGGAUAUUUUUGGCCAACGAUGAGGAAGGAUUGCGAAGAGUAUGUGCGCAAGUGCCCAACCUGCCAACAAUUCCAGAAUAUGCCCGGGAGGCCAGCCAUGAACUAUACGCCCAUCAGCUCUGUGAUUCCCUUCUCAAGAUGGGGGAUUGAUAUUGUGGGUGCCCUGCCAAAAGGGGUUGGGCAGGCAAGAUGGAUUGUGGUGGCCAUAGACUAUUUUACCAAGUGGGUGGAAGCUGAGCCACUUGUCGGGAUAACUGGGAGGCAGAUGAUUGACUUCGUCGGAACUAAUAUACUUUGUAGGAUCGG
This is a messenger RNA of Cuscuta campestris, 3183 nucleotides long. The record is from the annotation of a GenBank genome assembly. NCBI's taxonomy places the organism in Eukaryota, Viridiplantae, Streptophyta, Magnoliopsida, Solanales, Convolvulaceae.